AUGGCUGGCGGAAUUCCUGUGCAAACUGGCCAAGUUGCCGGUGGCUACCUCACCGGCAGGGCUCUUAUCUAUCCUCUUUCUCUCGUCAUCUCCCUCUUCUUCCUCUGGGGAUUCAGCUACGGUCUUCUCGAUGUUCUGAACAAGCACUUCCAAACCGUUCUGGGCGUCUCCAAGCUGGAGUCAACGGGGCUCCAGGUCGUCUAUUUCGGUGGCGGUUACCUCCUGUUCAGCCCUAUCGCCGCCGAAGUCCUCAAGAGGCGAGGCUACAAGCAAACCAUCUUGAUGGGUCUUUCUCUGUACUCUCUCGGCGCCAUCAUGUUCUGGCCCACGGCGCACUUCACGACCCCUGACAACAAAGAUGCUGCAUUCGGUGGAUUCAUUGCGUGCACGCUGGUCAUUGCCUGUGGACUGGCAACACUCGAGACCUCUGCCAACUCGUAUGCCGUCAUUAUAGGCAAUCCUGCUUCGGCCUCAGCCCGGUUGCAGUUUUGCCAGAGCUGGAACGGUGUUGCCUCCUUCAUUGGACCUCUCAUUGCUUCCAAGUUCUUCUUCGAGGGGGCGAACGCACACAGCCUGACCAAUGUGCAAUUCGUGUAUCUUGCAGUGGCGUGUGCUGGAGUUGCCGUCGGGGUUCUAUUCUUCUUCGCCAAGCUCCCUGAGAUCUCGGAGGAAAUGCUCAGCGGUCAGUCAAGCUCUGGUGCCCCUGCCCUGGACCACAAUGGCAACGAAAUCGGAGCUGGACCUCUGUACAAGCAGUACAACAUGAUCUUCGCCUUCAUUGCCCAGUUCUGCUACGUUGGUGCACAGGUCACCAUUGCCUCUUUCUUCAUCAACUAUGCUACCGAGAAUGGAGGGUUCACCGCCUCUGAGGCAUCCAGGAUGCUGUCAUACGCGCUGAUCUGCUUCACUAUUGGUCGCUUCGUGGCGACGGCGCUGGCGACAGUCCUCCAGGCGGACUUCAUACUCAUCAUCUACGCCGUCAUCUGCAUCGCGAUGAACGCGUAUAUUUGUGCGGGUCGUGGCCACGCCGCGGCCGGCGUGCUCAUUGCCAUAUUCUUCUUCGAGGCGCCUAUGUACCCCACUUUGUUCACCCUGGGCACUGCGAACCUGGGCCAGCACACCAGACGAGGUGCCGGUAUCCUGGUCAUGGGCGUGUCUGGAGGAGCUGUCUUCCCGCCCAUCCAGGGCGCCAUCGCCGACGCCGCCUCGACUCGCAUCUCGUACGUCGUGCCUCUUGUUGGCUUUUGUUAUGUUCUUGGCUACGUCACCUUCCACUGGCUGAGACAUGGCCGAUACAUCAUGAGGGUCAAGGAGGUUAUCAGCACCGAUGCAGGCCUCGCUAGCGAGGACAUUGAGAAGAAGCCCGAGGGCGCCAUCACUAUCGAGAGAGUAUGA
Molecule: messenger RNA, 1395 nt
Organism: Anthostomella pinea
Lineage: Eukaryota; Fungi; Ascomycota; Sordariomycetes; Xylariales; Xylariaceae
Source: the annotation of a GenBank genome assembly